This is a messenger RNA of Caenorhabditis bovis, 3099 nucleotides long. The record is from the annotation of a GenBank genome assembly. Lineage: Eukaryota; Metazoa; Nematoda; Chromadorea; Rhabditida; Rhabditidae.
AUGUCUGAGGCAGAUAUCCAGGAAGAGUUCCACGACGCUCAAGAAGAAGCUACCAUCGAAGUGCAAAAAGAUCUUGUUGCUGAAAUCGACCAAGAAAACAGCAACCUUCCUGCCGAAGAGGGCGAUGCGUUGGUAACCGCGGAAGCCGACGAUGAGAAUAGUGCUCAACAGGUCGACGAGGAUCGUACCGAAGAUCAGGUCCCCGAUAUUACUGGAACGGAGUUCGUGGACCCAAUGACGACAAGCAUGGAUGGAAUCGAAGAGCUUCCAGCGAACGAGGAAACUCAGUUUGGCGACGCAAUCUUGGAAGAAGAUGAGCUACCGGACCAACUCGAAUCCUGUGAUUAUCAGGAGCCCAAAUCGGAUUUGUACUCAUUGGAAAUAAUUGAUGAGGAAAUUAUUGAAGAGGAAUUUAAGGAAAACGACGAUCAAACUGAGGAGUCUGCUCCAGCUGAGGAACCUGCCCCAGAAGAUUCUCCAAAGGAAGAAGAACCAGCUUCUGAGCCACCAGCAGAGGAAGCUCCAGCUGAGGCUGCACCAGCUGCAGAAGAAGAAGCUGCCCUUCCAGCUGAAGAAGUUUCGGCUGCUCAAGAGGCUGCUCCAACAGAGGAAGCUGCUCCAGAGGCAGAUCAGUCUGCUCCAGCCGAAGAAGCUCCUGCUACUGAGCCAGCAGCAGAAGAGGUGGCUCCGCCAACAGAAGAAACUGCACCACCAGCUGAGGAAGCGGCUGCUCCACCAGCGGAAGAAGCUCCACCUGCGGAACCGGCCGCAGAAGAACCCACUCCAGCUGAUGAGGCUCCAGUAGCUGAAGAGCCAGUUGUUGAAAAACAGGAAUUCGAACUUCAAGCUCCACCAGAGGGAAAACGACCAAGAACUCCAAAUGAGCUUGACAAUCCGCCAGCAACUGAAGCAGCUCAGCAGAUCAUUGAACCAGAAGCUGAAGUUCCAGCUACUCCAACAUCGGCUAAACAAUCCGUCCCAGCUACACCAAAAUCAGCUGCGCCAAGCGAGGUUCCAGCUACACCAAAAUCAGCUGCGCCAAGCGAGGUUCCAGCUACUCCAAAAUCAGCUGCGCCAAGCGAGGUUCCAGCUACUCCAAAGUCUGCUGCGCCAAGCGAGGUUCCAGCUACUCCAAAGUCUGCUGCGCCAAGCGAUGUUCCAGCUACUCCGAAGUCUGCUGCACCAAGUGAAGUUCCACCAACGCCAAAAUCCGCGGCUCCAAGCGAAGUAGUAGCUAGUCCAAAACUCGCUAAUGGAAGCAUUCCUGGAACUCCAUCAGUGACGGCAGGAAGCACCAAGGUUACUCCAGCCGCUACACCAGCAGCUACUGCAACUCCAGCUGCUACAGCUACUCCAAAAACGGAGACUGCUUUUAACUUCGAAGAAACUCCAGCAACUCCAAAAACAAGCGUUCCAGCAACGCCCAAAGAGGAUUUGCUGACACCAGCUCCGAAAACUCCACGCACCCCUAAGACUCCACGAACUCCCCGUACUCCAAAAACUCCAAAAACUCCAAAAACCCCUGCAGCUGCUGUCGAGCCAGAACCGGAGCCGGAACCAGUUGCUGAACCUGAGCCAGAACCGGAAGCUAAGUCUGAGCCGGAGCCAGUUGCUGAGGCAGUAACGGAACCAGCCGCUGAGACAGAGCCGGAACCAGAGGCUCAACCAGAGCCAGAACCAGAUACUCAGCCUGAGUCAGAACCGGCUGCCGAGCCGGAACCGGAACCGGUUGCAGAAGAAACUGCUCCCGCUGCUGAGCCACAAGAGUCGGCUCCAACUUCAGAAGAGUCUAUCGCAAAAACCGAAAUCGCCCUCAAUCAAUCGGAGCCACCAGCGCGUGAAUCAUCGGGAUCUCCUCCACCACGUCGGCGUGUUCAGUCACCAAGCCCUGAACGCAAGCGAACUUCUCGUCAUGCCGAUCGUGACAUUACUACAUACGAUGAGGACUCCUAUAGAACUGUUCCUCCGCCAAGAAUGCCAACUGCUACUUCGUUUUCGUCGUGGAGUCCUCCAGACAAGCAAAGCUACACUCCAAUCAGCCCAUUCGUUAGCGCUGCCAACAAAUACCGUAAUGAAUACACCUCUUCCACUUCCUACAGACCGAGCAACAUCUACACUUCUCAUUUUGAUGAUAUUGUUAGCACUGGAGCCUUCUCAUCAGCCUUGUAUUCCACCACACGUCUCAUUGAAAGAUCCCGCAGCCGUACUCGUGAGCGCAAGCAAGCCAUGCGUUCGCAACGAUCUGCUUCCAAUUAUUAUAGAUAUAUUUCCCAAUACCCAGCACCAACUCGUGCUCGCGAAUACUCUACCCCACCAACUCGUGCCGUCAGCAGACCACCAAGCCGUCAAUCCUCCUUCAUUUCGUUCCUGGACUACUCCGAUGCUAAACAAGGAGAGCUCUCUAGAACAAAUUCCCGCAGCUCUGUUUAUGAUUCGCUCUCAAGAAGCGGAUCGCGCUCGAAUGUUGAUUUGUAUGUGGGCGGUGGCCGUCUUUCCCGCGUUGAUAGCUAUGUUAGAGAUAUCCACACUCCAUACGAAUAUGAGGUUCCCUCGACGUACGAAAGAUACAGAUCGGUUUCCCGAGAUCCCUACUCGACUAUUAACGGCUACACCAAAAGGAUAUUCAGACAACAGUUUGAUUUUUCAUAUACGUCUUCUCCAUCAUACAUUGAAACUGAAUCGACUCGUCGAAUGAAACGAUACCAAAGAGAUACUAGCCCAGCAAUGGUUCGCAGCAUGUAUGAGGGACGUAUUGGUCAGCUUGAAAGAUCGCUUUCGAGAGAAAUUAUUCAGAAAGAUAGACUUCGUUCCGAAUACCAGCAGUUGUCGUCGAAGCUUGACCAAGCUUGCCGUCAAAUGGAAUUGCUCAGCCCGUAUACACCUCCCAAUAUGGAAGAGCAGCGGCUGAUAAAUCGUCCCAAUAUUCAGCGAUCCAUAGCUUAUUCUCUGGAUUUACGCGCGACUGGUCUGCCUACAACUGAACGAUGGCGCCUUGGUAACGUAGUGUAUGGCGGUCUUUAUAAGAAAAAGUACGAUGCUGAUAUUGAAAAAGCUGUAAAAUUUUAUAGUUCAUGUGCCAAACAACGUAAAUAUCUUUAA